CAAAAAUAAGCCUUUCAAAAUGUCCAGUAUUGGCCUCCUGUCAUCGCCCUCUUAUUAGACAAAGACACUCUGACAUUCUGCUGGAUGGAUCCCGCCUCCCACGGUUGCAUGUGCAACCGUCGUGGCGUUGUGUGUGACUUUAGAGACGACACAUGCAUGAAACAUUUAAUGGGUGACACACAACUCAAACUCAAAGCAUCUGAAGCUUGGUCGCAGGUGGAUGAGAUCUGUGCACUUGUACCUAACAAAGUGGCCGAUGUGAAGGCGUAAUAACAGCGUCCUCCAGUAGAGGGCAGUGUUGGCCCAACAGCUUCGCGUUCAAACGAGGUAAAAGUGGGAUUCAGCUGCUCCACACUCAGUCUGGACUCAAACCCUCAGCAGCUGCAGACGCCCGCCGUCCUAGUUCAAUCUGGUCCGUCAUGAAGAGCAAAGUGUGCUUGGUGAUCUGGGUGUGUGUGUGUUGUGUCACGCCUGCGUCCUGCUGGCAUGACCUCGAUAACAGUGAGUACGACUGUUGGCCUCUGGACCAACCCAAUGAGUCUAACAUGAUCAGCUGCGGAGGUCUAGAGAUGGCAUGGGUGCUGCGGCCUCCGGAGAUGGUGAAGAGCGGCGAGGUGUUCAACGUCAUCUACUCGGUCUCUGCCCACGACUCCUUUUACAGCUGGGCCGCCGACAACAGCGUCUUCCCUCACAGGUCCAUCGCCAACGCGGAAGAUGCUCGGAGGUUCUGUGAACAUCACGAAUGUCCCGCCAACUGGAAAGAUGCCGACGGUGAAAACUGCUGCAUUCAUCACGCCAACAUCCACUCUUGCCCAUUGGGAUACAUGACGUCAGAGAGCAUCUGUGGUCCGUGGAUUCCUGACGAUGGAAAGAUCUUUACUCACACCAUCUCCACAUCGGGCAAGAUGACGCAGACCAACUGGAGCGCCAAGGUGGUGCUGCUCCAUGCGGGUCUGACCUCGCUCAUCGCUCACAUCCGAGUGGGUCGCAUGCAGGUGGCACUGGAGGCCAAGAGCACUGUGCUGCCCUCUGCAGUGUGUGGCGACGGAGACUGUCAGGAGGAGGAGCUUUGUUCCACCUGUCCCGCCGACUGCGGCCAAUGUCCCAUGACCACAUCCACCAAACUGGCCAUCGGGCUGCCACUCAGCCUGCUGAGCCUCUGCUUUGUCAUGACCAUCAUGUGGCUGAGGUACCAGAAGCGGCGGCUGCUGUGGGACGAGAGCUGGCUUAUCGACUUUGACCUCAUCAAACAAGAUCAGGACGCACGAAUGACCAUGGGCAGCAUGAUGAGCGUGGCGGUGGCGCACAGCGACAGCAACGCCAGCUGUGUCACAACCCUCACUUCCUGUGCAGGCCAAACAGGAAGCAGGAAGACAACAUUCACCUGCACAGGCAUUUAUGACGGCAGGAUGGUAGCCAUCAAGAAGAUUAACAGCAAGGCCUUCUCUCUGUCCAAAACCAUUAGGCAGGAAGUCAAGCAAGUCAGGGAGUUGGACCACCCCAACCUGUGUAAGUUCAUUGGUGGCUGCGUGGAAAUGCCAAACGUCGCCAUCGUGACCGAGUACUGCCCCAAAGGAAGCCUUAAUGAUGUCCUUCUUAACGAGGAGAUCCCGCUCAACUGGGGCUUCAGGUUCUCCUUUGCCACGGACAUUGCAAGAGGCAUGGCAUACCUGCACCAGCACCGCAUCUGUCAUGGCCGCCUCAAGUCUGUCAACUGUGUCCUGGACGACCGCUGGGUGUGCAAGAUCACCGAUUACGGGCUGAAGAUGUAUCGCAGAGAGGAAGGGGCGGAGCCUCUCUCCACCUAUCGCCAGAGGCUCCAGGAAGUGUACAUGCCUCCUGAGUUUCCUGAUGUCAACGUGGAGCCCACCUUGGCUGGAGACGUAUUCAGUUACUCCAUUAUCCUGCUGGAGAUCGCCACACGCAGCGACCCUGUGCCUGUGGACGAAUCCAGUCUUGAGGGUUCGUGGUGUCCACCUCUGCCUGAGCUCAUCUCCAGCAAAUCCGACAACACCUGUCCAUGUCCUGCCGACUACGUGGAGCUCAUCCGGCGAUGUGGCUCUCACAAUCCCGCUCAGCGACCCACCUUUGAACAAAUCAGAAAGUUUGUCUACCGCAUCAACCCCGUCAAAGUCAGCCCGGUGGACAUGAUGAUGAACCUGAUGGAGAAGUACAGCAAACAUCUGGAAGUGCUGGUGGCUGAACGAACACAAGAUCUGAUGCACGAGAAGCAGAAGACUGACAGACUGCUCUACAGUAUGCUUCCCCGCCAGGUGGCGGAUGACCUUCGUCAAGGAAAGCCAUCGCAGGCUCAGAGCUAUGUCAGCGCCACAGUCUUCUUUAGUGACAUUGUGGGCUUCACACAGCUGUCCAGUAGCAGCACUCCAUACCAGGUGGUGGACUUCCUCAACAAACUCUACACCACCUUUGAUGAUAUAAUUGACAACUACGACGUUUACAAGGUGGAAACCAUCGGCGACGCUUACAUGGUGGUGUCUGGCGUCCCGCAAGAGAACGGUAUCCUUCACGCCGCCGAGAUUGCCAGCAUGGCCUUGGACUUGGUGGGCGUGUGUCGCACCUUCAACAUUCCUCACAAGCCCAACACACAACUCCAGAUUCGAGCCGGGAUCCACGCGGGUCCUGUGGUGGCGGGGGUGGUGGGCACUAAGAUGCCUCGCUACUGUCUUUUUGGUGACACGGUCAACACGGCAUCUCGGAUGGAGUCAACCAGCCUUGCGCUGAAGAUCCAGUGUAGUGUUACCGUCUUUUAUCUGCUGGAGGAGAUUGGCGGCUACGCGCUGACUUGCCGAGGAACGCUGCAGGUCAAGGGGAAAGGUGACAUGGUAACUUACUGGCUGGAGGGGAAGACAUCUGACAACAAGCCGGCUAAAAGUGUCACUGUGGAGACGUCCAAAGAGCUGGCUUUGUCGCUGCCGGGCACGCUCGAACACAGCCUUUGAGCCAACGCCGCCUCCUGUUGUUGAAUUCUUAGCUGUUAGCAGUGACCCUUGGCAUAGCAUGCUAACACUGAAUGCAUGUUCACACACAAGCGCCCUUGAAUGGUACCCUCGACCAGACUUUGAGGGCGCCAAGAUGGCUGACAGAUUGUCCUCUUCAUCACCGUCAUGUCUGUUCUUGUUCUUGAGCAUUUUGUAAUGAUGAUAAUAAUAAUAAUAAUAAUCAUCAUGACUGUCCUUCCAGUUUGUAGAACAAUAAACAUUGUUUUAAUUUUCUUCAUUUUAAACACUGUUUAGACCAUGUGUGAGUGCGUGUCUAUGCGCCGCAACGAGCACAU
Molecule: messenger RNA, 3295 nt
Organism: Dunckerocampus dactyliophorus (ringed pipefish)
Lineage: Eukaryota; Metazoa; Chordata; Actinopteri; Syngnathiformes; Syngnathidae
Product: atrial natriuretic peptide receptor 1-like
Exons: 23
Coding region: 420-2960 (846 amino acids)
Biological process (GO): cGMP biosynthetic process; protein phosphorylation; intracellular signal transduction
Molecular function (GO): ATP binding; protein kinase activity; peptide receptor activity
Source: RefSeq, a predicted model, not a curated record